Trifolium pratense (red clover) is the source of this 386-nucleotide messenger RNA. RefSeq names its product small polypeptide DEVIL 5-like. The transcript has a single exon. Gene Ontology annotation, biological process: negative regulation of cell population proliferation. NCBI's taxonomy places the organism in Eukaryota, Viridiplantae, Streptophyta, Magnoliopsida, Fabales, Fabaceae. Bases 72 to 182 code for a protein of 36 amino acids. The record is from RefSeq and is a predicted model, not a curated record.
CAAUCUUCAAUAUAAAUUGUGGCCAAAGUGAAGCUACUAAAUGUUCAAUUGUAACAAUUUAGAGACUUAAAAUGGAUAAGAAAAUGUCUAAGUUGAGGAGAAUUGUAAGGCAACAAAAGGGAAAGCUUUAUAUUAUGAGAGUUUGUAUCUCUAUGCUUCUUAAUUGGCAUAAGUACUCCUAGCCACUAGAUAUAUAUAUAAGCACUUAUUUUGAAGCAUUUUCAACCAUGAGGUUUCUUUCAUAAUCUACCUCAAUGGAUUUGACCGUUGUCCAUCAAAUAUAGCAUUCAAUGUUCUUGUAUAGUUAUAGUUAUUAGUUACAGUAACAUAUAUAGUUUGUGGUUGCAAAAUGAGUAAAGAUCAAUUUCUUGUUCAAACUUCUAAUC